GCAACCGAGGCGGCGCGAAGAAAACACCGACCGGGAAGAAAAGGAGGAGACGGCUCGCAAGUGCUGCCGGUCUCGCGUUGUUGACGGAAGAUGACGUCGGCUGCGCCGCGCGGUGAUUGGCUCGUAGCGUCACACGUGACCAGGCCCUGAACGGAAGAGGACUGUGCCGCUGCGACGAAGUUAGGUCGUGACCAUGCAGAGCACCACCAACUACCUGUGGCUGAUCUCCGACCUUCUGGGUCAGGGCGCCACGGCCAACGUGUACCGUGGCAGACACAAGAAAACGGGCGACCUGUACGCGGUCAAAGUGUUCAACAACCUGAGCUUCCUGAGGCCACUGGACGUGCAGAUGCGAGAGUUUGAGGUGCUCAACAAGCUCAACCACAAGAACAUCGUCAAGCUCUUCGCCGUCGAGGAGGAGUCCAACACGCGUCACAAAGUCCUGGUGAUGGAGUACUGCCCGUGCGGGAGUCUCUACACCGUCCUGGAGGAGUCGUCCAACGCCUACGGACUCCCCGAGGACGAGUUCCUCAUCGUCCUGCACGACGUCGUGGCGGGAAUGAACCACCUGAGGGAGUACGGCAUCGUGCACCGCGACAUCAAGCCGGGCAACAUCAUGCGCGUCAUCGGCGAGGACGGACGCUCCGUCUACAAACUGACCGACUUUGGAGCCGCCCGAGAACUGGAGGACGACGAGCAGUUUGUGUCGCUCUACGGGACCGAGGAGUACCUGCACCCCGACAUGUACGAGCGCGCCGUGUUGAGGAAGGACCACCAGAAGAAGUACGGCGCCACCGUGGACCUGUGGAGCAUCGGCGUCACCUUUUACCACGCCGCCACUGGCAGCCUGCCCUUCAGACCCUUCGAGGGCCCGCGCAGGAACCAGGAAGUCAUGUACAAGAUCAUCACCGAGAAGCCGUCCGGCACCAUCUCGGGUCACCAGAAGUGCGAGAACGGCAAGAUCGAGUGGAGCGCCGAGAUGCCCGUGUCCUGCAGCCUCUCCAAGGGUCUGCAGAGCCUGCUGACUCCCGUCCUGGCCAACAUCCUGGAAGCUGACCAGGAGAAGUGCUGGGGCUUCGACCAGUUCUUCGCCGAGACCAACGACAUCCUGCACCGGGCGGUGGUCUUUGUCUUCAGCCUGCAGCAGGCCACCCUGCACCACGUCUACAUCCACGAGUACAACACGGCGGCGCUGUUCCAGGAGCUGCUGUCCCGCCGCAGCAGCAUCCCUCUGCACAGCCAGGAGCUGAUUUACGAGGGCCGGCGCCUGGUCCUGGACCCCAACCGCCAGGCCAAGACCUUCCCCAAGACCACCAGAGACAACCCCAUCAUGCUGGUCAGCAGAGACUCGGUGGCCACCGUGGGACUCAUCUUCGAGGACCCCAGCCCCCCCAAAGUGCAGCCCCGCUACGAUCUGGACCUGGACGCCAGCUAUGCCAAGACCUUCGCGGGGGACGUCGGACACUUGUGGAAAACGUCCGAGUCCCUCCUGGUCUACCAAGAACUGGUCCGCAAAGGAGUCCGGGGUCUUGUCGAGCUGAUGAAGGAGGACUACGGCGAGAUUGUCCGCAAAAAGUCGGAGGUGUUCCACCUGUGCGGCUUGGCCACGCAGACGCUGGAGAAGACCAAGCAGCUGUUGGAGGUCCUCAUGCAAGCCAACAUGCUGACGUCCGAGUAUGACGAGAUUGCCGACAUGCAUAAGAAAGUGGUCAGGAUCAGCAGCUCGCUGGAGCCCAUCGAUCGAAGCACGCAGGACCUGAAGGCCAAGUUCCUCCCGGGAGGCCCGCUGAGUGACGCCUGGACGCAGCAAGUGGGCACGCACCCCCAAGACAGGAAUGUGGAAAAGAUCAAAGUUCUGCUGGACGCCAUCACGGCCAUCUACCAACAGUUCAAGAAGGACAAAGCUGAACGCCGUCUCCCGUACAAUGAGGAGCAGAUCCACAAGUUUGACAAGCAGAAGUUGGUCCUGCACGCCAGCAAAGCUCGCUCGUUGUUCACGGAAGAGUGCGCCAUGAGGUACCGCCUCUUCAUCUCCAAGAGCGAGGAGUCCAUGAGGAAGGUUCACCACGUGAGGAAGCAGCUGCUGGCCCUGACGGCUCAGCUCAUCGGCAUCGAGAAGGAAGUUAGCGUGUUGAUGGAGAGAGCCGCCAAGCUGCAGGAGCAAGUCCCCGCCAAAGUUCUUCCGCUGGUGCUGAGCGGUCUGAAGCCUCAAGCGUACCUGAGCCAGAACACGCUGGUGGAGAUGACGCUCGGGAUGAAGAAGCUGAAGGAGGAGAUGGAGGGCGUGGUCAAGGAACUGGCCGAAAACAACCACUUCCUGGAAAGAUUCGGGACGCUGACGCUGGAUGGAGCUUUGCGAGGUUGAACCCCAGCCCCCCAACAACAACAGCAACAGCAACAAGACUUUAGCUUUUGUAAAUAGCUGCCUUGGUUUUGUAAAUAUUUCACUGACGGCUCAGCUUUGUACAUGUGACGAUGAUGACGAUGAUGAUGAUGAUGGCCACGCACAGGCAAAUAAAAAUCUCAAAAAGA
Molecule: messenger RNA, 2532 nt
Organism: Hippocampus zosterae (dwarf seahorse)
Lineage: Eukaryota; Metazoa; Chordata; Actinopteri; Syngnathiformes; Syngnathidae
Gene: tbk1
Product: TANK-binding kinase 1
Exons: 21
Coding region: 194-2365 (723 amino acids)
Biological process (GO): peptidyl-serine phosphorylation
Cellular component (GO): cytoplasm
Molecular function (GO): ATP binding; protein binding; protein serine/threonine kinase activity
Source: RefSeq, a predicted model, not a curated record